Messenger RNA from Prunus armeniaca (apricot), 204 nucleotides. Lineage: Eukaryota; Viridiplantae; Streptophyta; Magnoliopsida; Rosales; Rosaceae. The record is from the annotation of a GenBank genome assembly.
AUGGAUGCGCAUGGGGCGGUAGAUAGAAUCAAUUCUAAUCAAGAGUGUUUUGAAGCUGAAGGGAAUCUAGUGGAAGAUAUCAAGGAGAUGCAGGGGUGGUUUAGAUCUUUCUCGUGUAAUUGGCAACGACUAGAUGGUAACAAGUUUGCCCAUGAGCUAGCUCAAUAUGGCAUAAGGAACGCUGAUCUAGAAGCUAAUGGCUGA